GAAGAUAGUGACAGCGAAUUGUCGGACGAUCCAACGCCGUACAUGGACCGCGAGCUCAUAAGCAAACCACGAUGGCCGGAAGAAAAUUUCGAGCCCCAUGAAACGGAUGCAGCCAAAAUAAAAGCCGUCUUCCAUCUCAAGCUGGCCGAUGGUAGCGGCUGGUACACACAAAGAGACGUAUUGCCUGAGCAGCGCGAGUCAGCAGAAGAAGACGAGAGAUACGAACACAAUACUCUUUUCGUUCCUGAGCUCACAGCUUGCAAGGUUCCCCAGAAGCCCAAAGCUGAAAACAAUGCUACCUGCUCCCCCUGGAUCAAGGUCUCCACAUGGCGAUGGAAGCGAACUGCAGACAACAAAACAGAAUUCUGGACUCCGAACUUCGUCUUCCGUCGAUUUCACGCCCGCAACCGCAAGUACGAAGGAAUCUACGUCGGCGAGACGCGGAUCAAAAACAUCGACCCCAACAACAAGGCCUGGGUAUCUGCAUACCACAAGUGGAUCGACCAGAUCAAACGCCGUUCAGAUAGCAGUUGGGUGCACGAAAAACGACGGGAUCACUGGGCCGUACCCGAGAUUUGCGCCAUGUACAAUGGCAUCAACGAUUUUCUACACACCAACGGUAUCGAUGCCUACCAUGGGAUAACGAAUGUUAGUCUCCAACCGAUACUUGAUGCGAUAAACGCGGCAGGGAACAAGAAUCGCGGGAUGGAUGCACUGCGCGGACAGAUGAGUUCUGCGCACGAGUUGAAGAAUGCCAGUAUGGCUUACCUUCGUGAUAAUGUGCGGGAGCUGGUCAAGUAUCUGGAGGAUGGGGGCAUACUUGAUGAUGAGGAGAGGUUUCCGGAGAAGUUUAUUCCAGAAGAGGAGUUUCCGACGGCUCCAAGAGGGAAUAUGCGGAGACUUGGGAGUAAGAACAAGUCCUCCGGUCAGAAGGUGAAGGAUGUGGCGGGUAGUGUUGAGACUGAUGCUCCCGGUAACGAUACAGUGGGCGAUGAGGUAUACGUUCAUCUUUGCUGA
Molecule: messenger RNA, 1017 nt
Organism: Bipolaris sorokiniana ND90Pr
Lineage: Eukaryota; Fungi; Ascomycota; Dothideomycetes; Pleosporales; Pleosporaceae
Exons: 1
Source: RefSeq, a predicted model, not a curated record